This is a messenger RNA of Cheilinus undulatus (humphead wrasse), 8548 nucleotides long. It is a transcript of the gene tp53inp1, whose product is annotated as tumor protein p53 inducible nuclear protein 1. Gene Ontology annotation, biological process: positive regulation of DNA-templated transcription; autophagosome assembly. Lineage: Eukaryota; Metazoa; Chordata; Actinopteri; Labriformes; Labridae. The record is from RefSeq and is a predicted model, not a curated record. Gene Ontology annotation, cellular component: autophagosome; nucleus.
GCAGUCUGAAGAGGAAACGGACUGAAGCAAAGAAAAAACUGUGACUCCCGAUGUACAGUCCUUAAAUUAACCUUUUUUAUAUUUUAUUUCUUCCGAGAAGAAAGCGCAAGUUUUUCUAUUUUUCGAAAAGUAACACGUCUACCUCAGUUUUUAAAGGAUUUUAAUCUCUAUUUGAAGCGUUUACAUCCUCUGUCUGAGCCGCAGGGCCUGUUUUGUACUUUUGCACUCUCUGAAUCCACCCCAACACUGAGCGAUGUUCAGCCUGCGUCUGCUGGCCCUCAGAUGAUCCAUGACCACACCUUAUUGAUGCACUUUAGCACCUUUCCGGAGCCUUCUCCCUGCCGUGAACCCCGCAGCUGAUGACCAAAGUGAGCACCACGCCUCCCCGCCGUCGCCCCGAGCCACGCGCCCCUCAGCCCCUCCCUCCGCCUCAGGCCCCCGCAGGAGGUCCAAGGAUGUUCCAGAGGUUCGCCAGCGCUCUGUUCGGGGACGACGUGGAGGAGCUGAGCCGAGGAAACCGGCCAGGAGACAGGAAGGAGGAAGAGGAGGAGGACGAAGACUGGAUCCUGGUCAACUACCUGGCUGAAGCCUGUUCUGCUCAAUGUGGUGAUGGCCUCUCUCGCUCCACUGCUGGUCCUGACGAAGAGGAGGAUGAUGACGACGAAGACCUGGUGAUGAUCCCCUCCCCCAUGGCCAGCCCCCCCAUCCGCUAUGCCUCCUGCACCUCCCUCAACUCCACGGCCGACACCGACCCAGAUGGCGGGGUGGAGGAGGAGGACGAUGAGGAUGAAGAGGAGAGCGGGUUCCUCCGUCUGGACGCCUGCUCCCUGGAGGAGAGCUGGUUCGUCACGCCCCCUCCCUGCUUCACCGGCCGGGGCAGCAAACCCAUCCUCCUGGAGACCAGCCCCCUGGAGAACCUGCUGAUCGAGCACCCCAGCAUGUCCGUCUAUGCCCACCACAGCCCCCCAAGACUUACUCUGGACUCCCUGCCACGCUCCCUAGACCUGGAGCUGGGUCUGCUACCUGGAAACAUGAACCCUGCCCAGACGGUCACAGGGGGAAAGGAGAAGGGCAGGCGCAGUCUGGACGGGCCACGUCACAGGCCUGAUGUGGCUGUCGUCCAGCGGCGCUCCAGCCUCCACUCCGCCUGCUACGCCGCAGCCCUCUCCACCCGCCCCGGCCUCCUGCAGCCACGUGCCGGUAACACCACCCAACGCACCCAACCGUUGUCCCGCAACGCCCUGAGACGCCACAACCUGCUGCGCCCCCCGAAGACCGGCACCGUGCACCUGCACCAGCCCAGCCAGAGACACCUCAACUUCUGAGGCAUCACCUUCAUCUCCAUCAUCACCAUCAUCAUCCUCUGAGCAGUACGGAAGACUAACACUGACCCUCACACCUCAGCUCUUUUCUUCUUCAAGUAAUCAACACCAGCAACAGCCAUCAGUCGCACCCCCGAUCUGUUCUUCAAUCUGAUUGGACGGUGAAAAUAGGGAAAAUGGCUAACCUUUUUGUCAGCCAAAUGGCCAGUGGAAGAGAAGCUUCCCUCCUCUUCCUCCUCGAUCAUCCUCCAACUUGAUGCUGAGAAGAAGGGAUGAGGAAAGAAAAGGUCAUCCUCCUCUUUUUAUCCCCGUUUUAUCCCUUCUCUGCUGGACCACUUUGUGUCCAAUCACAGAGCAGAAGAGUCAUCAUGGUUAUGUCCUCUUCUCCUCCUCCUCUUUCUUCUUCUUCUUCUUCUUCUUCUUCUUCUUCUUCUUCUUUAUGGACAUCUUAAUGUGUAGAAUCAAUGCUGUAGGUCACUUUAUUCAGUGGCAGGUUCGGCGCGUUGUGGGAUGAUGUCACAGCAACGUCUGGCAGCUUUCUGAGCAACUUGGCAUGAAAUCAGGAGACAUUUCAGAUCCUAAAUCACUUGAACAUGAACAGUGCAGCAGCACAACAGUGCCAUUUAAUCAGUGCAGGAGAGUUGUGGUGGUUGCCUUACAUAGUUGCUCAAGAAGUUGCCAAGAGUGGAGUCAUGUAGUUUCGAAACUGUAGCUGAGACGUAAAAUCAGACACUCUUUUAUUCAACAAUCUCAUAUUUAGGGUCGUCUUUUAUAGGAAGUUUAAACUCUUUCCUUGUCUUAAUGUUAAGGCCUAUAUUUCCCAGAAUGCUUUUCAGCAGUAGAUCAACAUUUAUUGAGUCAACCUGUCAAAGUCUGUGUGUUUAUUUGUGCACCUUGAGUGUGCAAACAAGUACAUGAUGUUGUUUUUGGCUCAGCUUCCUGAUGAGGUCAUUGUGAUGUCAUCAGGAUUCUUAGUAUUUGUUUAAACAGAGAGCCUGUGUCACAACCCAAGAGGCUGUGAUUGGAAGAUUUUACUGUAAUGCAUUAUGGGAAAUGUUAGUUGACUUUUGUCCCACUUAAGGGGCUAAAACAUAGGAAUUCUCUGCCUCAGUAUCAACCGUCCUUUUUGAAUUUAUCAGUGUCAGUGCAAUAAUGAACCUCUGCAGUACGCCUUUAAUAUAAACUAUUUAAACUUUUUUAUUCAUGUUUUAGUUAUUUCUUGCAGAGAUUUUGUUUGUUUCUGCAUGUUGACUCCACAUCCUUUCACACUUAGACACAAAUGUUUUUAAUCUUAAUAUUUGAAAACACUACCCAGGCGAGAACUUGCUGGAUUUACAAUUCUCCUGUGGAACUGAAGGAUCUACUAAUGCAAAAGUCAGGCUGGCUACACACUAGACAAUACUUACGUCUUAACUGAUUUUAAAACAGAAAACCAAAGAUAUAAGGACCAGUUUUUAACAUGGUAAUCCUCUAAAUAAACAUGCUAGAUCUCACAGAAACUUCGAUGAUCAACAGCCAGAAAAACAAAUAUGGAGGCUGAAAGAUGCAGUCAGCUGGCUGAGAUGAAGGCGCAGGUGCUACUAGUCACUGCCAUGUUUUAGGCUUGAAAAGCAUGCAACAUCUGGUUGGUGAUGCCCGCUGUUGCCUAUUUUCAUCAGCUAAGACUGAUGGGGUUUCAUCAGAGGCAGCCUGAUCUUAAAUCCUUAAUAUCAAACCCGUUCGUUUCUUACAAUUCAACAUCAGGGAGGCUCUGAGUCCAUCAGGAGCUGCAGAAUAAUCACAUUGACACCACAGUUAUUAACCUGAAACAGCAGAUAAACUGGCAUGGGAUACAUUCACCGUCCAUGUGUGCAACCCCAGACAGAACCUUUCAACGAAAAAAAUCUCUAAGGGUGACUGGACAACUUUUCUGUCAAAUUCAUCACAGGCCUGUCAGAGCAGCCACACAUAUGACGUUGUAGACAUGCAUAGCAAGGUUAUAAUAGUUUUGGAUUUUUCAUUAGUUUUGAUUUUUAUUUAGUUUUGACCUUUUGUAUUAAACUUCAGUUUAGUGUUUAUUAGUUCUUACAGGCGGUUUGUUAGUUUUGUUUAGUUUUUAUUUUGCAAAAAUGCCUCAUUUUAGUUUAGUUUUAUUAGUUUUAGUGUUAGUUUCAGUUUUUCGGCAAUGUGGGAUACCUGCCAGGGGCAAACCCAAAAAGGCUUGUAUUCAAUUUUAAUGUAUGUAUACCACUCAAGACCUAAAAUUACCAUUGUAUAAAUUUAUCUUCAAUCAAAUCAGGUGAUUUUACUCUCCAGGCUUGGGUUUUCAUGCCAGUCACUAUGCUAGUGUCAAAGAGUAAAACUAAGGAGAUUUUGUCUAAUUCUUUUUCAUUUUAGUUGUUUUUUUAAGCACACAAUACAGUUUUAGUUAGUUAUCGGGUUUUUUUUUUUUUUUUUUUUGGAAAGCUUGGUUUUUAUUUAGUUUCAGUUAACUGAAAUGAUUUUUACAUUUUAGUUUGUAAUUUAGUUGGUUUUAUUUAACUAUGAUAACCUUGGUGCAUAGCCUUGUUGUUAUCAUUGUUCACUGUCAGUGGACUCAGCUAAAUUAAAAUCCACUGAAGCUGAUCUAGAGAAAAGCUCAAACAUCUUUCAACUAAGAAAAGCUUCCAGUGUGGUUCUCUGCUCUUUCAACAUAGAUAAGUCCAGUUCUGAUCAGACUGUUGCUAUAGCUGCUAAUCUUUUCAAUGGCCACCAUUGUUUACAGGCUCUCAGUUGCUUAAACUAAACAUGGCCAUAGCCACGCCUCUUUCUCCUUAAAUGAUGCUGAUUGGUCCAGCCAUUCUUAGCAAAUCGGCUUGAAGCUUUGCAAGAUAACAGACAUGAAGUCUAGACUGCAUCGGCUUUGCACGGUUAACAAACUUGAGUAUAAUUUGGACAUAUAAUCAUGAGUGGCCAGCUUUAUAUUGAGCCACAUUUGGAGGAAAACUGGGCCAAAAUCUGGCCUUAAAAUGUCUAGUGUGUAUCCAGCCUUUGGCACUUAAUCCAGACUAGAUUCUGGUCCAGACAUAAACCUGAACCGUAGCUGCUUUGUCUUUAUUUUCUCACAUUUCUUUGAGAUUGUUGAUUACACUUGCAGAAAGAUUCUGAUCUUAUUUUGUUUGAGAUUUGACUGUAAACGGACAAUUUUCCAGUUUAUUAUGGUUUAAAUGUGGCUUAUCCUCCACUGUCCUGCCUUAGGAUGUCACCCUGUUCAUAGAAAUCGUUUUUUUCAUCCUGCUCCGCUGCCUGAACCUGCCUCUGACUUUAUAAUUCAGUACUUUUCACAUUAUUUUUCUUAAAAGCAUAAAAAAAGAAAAAAAGAUUGUAAAAAUUACUGGGUUAAAUAUCACUAAAAGCCUUGUUUUAACGGUAGCUUUGAGAUGAAUAGUAAUGUAAAACAAAAUGUAUUUAAAAAAAACUUCCAAAAUAUUUUUUGAAAAGAAAAAAACAGAUUACAUAUCAGUAUGAAGUCGGUAUAACCGUAUGCGUCGAUGGUUUCUUGCUUAGGUAUGUUUGGUUCUGUUAGUGUGCGUUCUGUUGCAUGGUUGUAGAGUUGUGUUAGCGUGACGACGGUGGAAAAAAGAAAACGGAAAAAGAUUUUUUCUUUUUAUUAUUAUUAUAAUUAUUAUUUUGUUUGUUCUUAAAUGAAUCUGCAGUCCACUUCUCAGGGUCACAACCAAUCACCUUUACUCUUCUAGGAAAAUGCAGAUUUACUUGACGGCUGAUGAUUCUUUGUGCGUGCUCGGACUUUUCCAGCUCUGUCCCUGCGAGCUUUCCCCCCCUUUGUGAAAAUGUUUGUGAGAAAUAAUCCACUCUUUAUUUUAUUUUGGACUGUGAAAUGAACUCGACUGUUGGAAAUCCAUCUUGGUGGAGAGAAACUGUUGGUCUUUUUAUUGUUGUUGAUAUUUCGUUUGCUAACAUAUUUUAAGAAAUGUAUGCUUUUUAACUCUUAUUUUCCAUGUUAACUUUAGUUACAUUUUUGCUAAACUGUUAAAAUAUUUAAACCAAAAAAGUAGCAACAAUCUUUAACCUAUUACUACUUUAAUAUAACUGAUGUUCUUUAUUUUUUUGCUCUUGUUUAUCUUUAAAAGUGUUUGUUUAAUGCUCUCGGCCUCGGUGCUCCGAUACGGCGGACAGUUUUGAGUGUCCGCUGUCGGGAACGUGGAGCCUGAGCCGAGCUGCCACACUGCAGAAAACCUAUCAAUCUAUUAGAAAGUGGCUGAGUAUAUGGAAGCUCAUAUCUGCCCAGAAAACAGGAAAACAAAUAAAAUGUCAGGAAUAUCACAGGAGGAGUGAGAAGUAGGGAAAAAUAAACACAUCUGGAAAACGGCUUUAAAUGUGGCAGUUUUUCAGGUAUUGUGCUUCUGCACAAUAAUCAGAUAUAAACUCAAGCAAAGGCAGGCACAAUAAAAGCACAAAUCCCUUAAUGAUAAAUGUGAUCGAGACAUUAAUCCAACAACAGUUAACCCCUGACUUCUGCUCAUAAAUGCUAGAGUUCAUGUUUUAACCUGUUGAAAGUCAGAUCGUCUGCACAGCUGUCAGCAUGCUUCCCCCUUUUUUUCAUGAUGUAACCAACAGCUCUGCUUAAGUGUAGCUUAUGCCAGACAUCACAAGAAUGUUAUAGGAGAUUCAGGAUCCGACAAACACAGCAGCCACAAUCUACUCAUCUGCCAAAGAUCUUAGAAGGUGCAUGGACUUACCUGCUCCAAACUUGUCAUAAAUAGAUUUGCUUAACAUUUGUGAUAAGACUCUCAUAAAUGUUUUUUUUUUUUUGGCGACCUGAAUAUGUGUCCCCAUAACCAAAAAAAAAAAACAUCCAUAGACCCACAGAUUGCUUCAAAUCUGCAAAUAAUCAUUUGUUUCAUUCUAGUGGAGCUCAGGAAGUACGUAACACCAUGCAGCUCAAGCAGCAUUUCACAAUAAAAGCACCUGCAUCAGAAACGGGCAUUUUGGCUCAUUGAUCUUUGACUAGGGAUGCAAGAUAUUGGAUAUUUUCCAAUUUCCGAUAUGCCGAUAUUUACAGAUUCAUUAUAGCCAAUACCGAUAUUCAAAUAUGCUCUUCGGACAAGAAAUUUCAGUCCUGAGGUUUGAGGAUGACCAAGAAAACAAACUUUAGUCCUUAAAAACACUUUAAAGUUUAAAGAAUGAGGAUAAAUAAAGAAAUAGACCUAUACUGGCAUAGGUCUGUUAGUUCAGCCAAAAAUUCCACUAAUUUAUCAGCAUAUAUGGACAAAACUUACAGUCGAUAAAUGCUGAAAUACACAGACAAAAUAUGGGAUGUAAAUAUCGGCAGAAAUUUUGAUAUCUGCCGAUACCGAUAUUUGCCUUUUUAAGCUAAUAUCUGCCGAUACCGAUAUCAGACCAAUAAUAUUGUGCAUCCCUAUCUUUGACCCCAGAGUUUCACUUUUUUGUCAUUGUUCGGUUUGGGCUAGGCUUCUCUUAGACACUAGUAGGGAGGCUCCAAGGGAAAAAAGGCUGGGAACAACUACACUAGACCACCAAUUAAUGACAAAAACAUCCUGCAGAGUGAUUUCACUCCCCAUUAGAAGCUCUGCUGUUUUCUCCUGAUCAAAUAUUCUAACAAAAGCGUCCCUGCUGCAUCAGAAACAGUUACCACAGUCCUAAACCAGCCAUACUCGCAGACAGAUUGCUUCCUAUUUCACUAUGAAAGCACAAAGAGCAGUAACAAGUUUAAAUGUGGUUAAAAGAAACUGAAAUUAACAGGUUUCAAUCGUCCACUUAGCAUUCAUGUUUAAAAUGAAAAAACCCUUAAUGCUGAUAUUUAGCGAUUAAUUGAGUAACAGAUGUGCUGCUCUGCUAGAAACAUAAGCUUUUGAUUUUUAGAGAUAUCAAGCCAAAAUCUGAUGGAAAUUGGUGCUAAAAUCACAUGUUUUCCUUAUUGUGUGUCCCAUAGUAGCUUUACAGAUUAAACUUUGUAGACUUUAAUUUUUUUUUCUUUGGCAGUGAUGGGCUUCCAUAUACAAAAUCACAAAACUCACAAGUACUUUUUUGUGUAAAUCCUGCCACUCUCUGCUGAAAUACCCACUUAAAGCAGAUUUUUUUGAGUCCUACUUAACGGGAAAGGCUGCACUGUCACAUCUUUGUUUUUCUUCUAGAAAUACUCCAAUAAGCAGGUUCAGCCUCCUUUAAAAUUCAAUUUAAAGGCAAACUCAUUCAUUUAGAAAAUGACUUGCAGUCUAAAAUCACAACAGUGAUUUUUAUCAAUCUUUUUUUGCAGUGUGGUUCCUGAUUCUUCAGUUUUUAUCUGUGGAUCGUAGCGUUAUUGUUAAGAAAGCACUAACAAACGUUUGUUAGGUUUCUGUACAACUCACUGUAAAUAAUCGUAUAUGAUAGAUAGUCGAGUGGUUCUCUCUGGUCUAUUUAAGCUUUUCUUUAUUGCUCGAAUGUCUCUCUCUCUUUCUGCUAUGGUGGACUUUUGUGUUACUACGAUGUUUUUAAAAAAAGGCAAACUUAAAGACAGAAGGGAUUGGAGGAGAUGGAUGCUGAUAAUCCGCCUCCUCCUGCUGUCGGGAGCCUUUGUAUUUUCCACUUUGUGUGCUCAGUUCAUCUCUCCGUCAUCAAACUAACAGGGAUUUUUAAUGUUUUUGUUCAAUGCCUUGAAAUUUGUGGAUCACGUGCCUUCCAGGUUGAAAUGUUUAUAAUGACAAUGCAUCAAUGAAGAACUUGAACUCCCUUUUUCUUACGUUCUGAGUGGACGUAAUAAAACCCAGAAACAGACGUCAGAAACCAACUAUGCACCACUCGGAGGAAGUCGCCCCCCUCAGCCCAUGUACAGAUUUUAUAAUGACUCAACAAACCAGACAGAAUGAUGUAGCAACACCUCUUUUCUCUUUAUUUUUGAAAUAACAGUGUGAAGAAUAUUUUGUGGCAUUUUUAUUUUUCACCAAGUGUUAGACGUUUAUGUUUUGCUUUUAUUUCUUUUGUUUUGUUGUGUAGUUUACUGGAAUAAUACAGCACUUUGCCAAAAAGACAAAAAAGGUGUAGGAACUGUUAGGGUUUUAUUUAUCGGCAUAACUGGUCUCCUUCUUUGUAUUUUUGGAUGUUUGGAUCAAUUCACUCUGUUCUGAUGUCAAAAAAGCUAAUUGAAAUUGGGGUCAUCUGUUUUCAAACUGUAUUAGUUAAUACAUGUGAUCUCUUAUUAGCCUAUAAUAAAUGUUUUCAUACACAAAUCUCCUGCCUUUAGUUUU